GAGAGAAAAAACGAACGACGGUGGCGUCUUCUCCUUGUCGUGAUGGCCGAACCUGCGCGGAAAUCCUCUCUUGCUGCUUCCCGUUUCCCUCUCGUGACUAGUCGAUUUUUCUGGGGCUUUGGCCCCGUUGAAUCACGGGCCCGUGUCCACUGUCUUGCCUUCUGUGCGCCUCUUUAUGCGCCUCUGUAUCGUCGCCUGUCGCUCGUUUCCCUCGUUUUGUGAUCCACUGGUAGUCGCUUCUCCACUGACUUCAGACACAGCGGCUUCUACGGGGCUCUCGGUUGCUCAGAGUCUCGACGCAGUGAACCUGCGAUCCCAGGUUCUGCUCGCUUCAGCCUAUGCGAGUUCGUAUUUAUCUCCUUCUCCAUUGCUACCUUAUGUAAUCGUUUCUCACCGCACGUAGAUGCCUUCUCAAUUCACAAGAGUGUGGAGCCAAGAAAUGCGCUCCAAGACAGGCAGAGAUGCACAUAAACAAGCAUAUACAAAUGUAUGUGUACAAAACUGUAUGCGUGGUUUCUAAAGCAUCCGCGAGAGUUUCUCUCCAGGUGGAUGCUUUUGAACGGGUUCUGCCCUGAAUAAGAAUUCCACGAUGGUGUUUCUUUCAUGCUUGCGUUUGGGUGGGGGUCCUGGACGAGCGCUCUGUACACCGACUUUCCAUGGUCUUUCUGACGGGCCUUACCGUCGUCUCAAAUUUUCUCUCAAACCUAUCCGUCACGACUACCGAGAUGUCCUGGUGUCUGCGGACCUCCGGAAGCUGGCAGAGACAGCCCAGGAAUUGUUGCGAGGGAAGGAGACGAAACGACGAGCUUUUUGGGAGAUCUUCAGCAAACGAGUGAAAGCUUCUGCUCACAUGCUUUCACCCUCUUUGAUGGCUCUCAUCGCCAAAAGCUUCGACGUCCAUGACAGAGACACGGGCAUCUACGUCGCUCUUGCCACUGUCCUACCGGAGGCAGUGAAGCGCGCAGACGGCCGGUCUCUCCUCACUCUGUCGGACGUCUUUUCUCGACGUCUGAAACGCGACAGCAAUCCCCAUCUCUUCUCGACCCUCGCACGCCAGCUUCCGAAUGCGCUGUACCAGCUCACGGGCAAGGAUGUUCUCCGUAUCCUAAGCUCGCUAGAUGCUGCCGGUCUCGCCGACAUGCUGGCAUGCAGACAGGUCGCACGGAAACUCCUCGCAGAGCUCGACGAGCUCGACAGCGUAGACCUCGCGGACGCCUCUGCUGUCUUCGCAAGUCAGGGCUACAGGAAUCCGGAGUUGUACUCAGCUCUUGCUCGGCGAGCUGUCGAUGUCAAAGACUCCUUCGAUGUACGUUCACCCGCUUUUGAGUGCUCUCUGAGGCUACCGAAUUCGUGAAUAUCUUACGGAGUGAACCACUCUCAGACACUUGCCGACAAAAUAUGGUGUCCAGCUAGGUGUCCGGGCCAGCAUUUCCUCCUUGAUCACCUGCGAUUAUUCUUCGAACGCCAGAGCUGCAGUCAGGCCCCCACAGUGUUUCGGCUUUUGAGCGGCUUCAGCCAGAAUGCUGUAGCAUGCGACGAACUUCUCGAAUCUUUUUCGACUCUGCUGGUGUCAUCGAAAGACCAAUUCACCCAGCACGAGCGCCAUGUUGUUAAGCAGUUGG
This is a messenger RNA of Toxoplasma gondii ME49, 1622 nucleotides long. RefSeq lists its product as hypothetical. NCBI's taxonomy places the organism in Eukaryota, Apicomplexa, Conoidasida, Eucoccidiorida, Sarcocystidae. Bases 590 to 1354 code for a protein of 254 amino acids. The transcript is spliced from 7 exons. The record is from RefSeq and is a predicted model, not a curated record.